Molecule: messenger RNA, 2461 nt
Organism: Labrus bergylta (ballan wrasse)
Lineage: Eukaryota; Metazoa; Chordata; Actinopteri; Labriformes; Labridae
Gene: eef2k
Product: eukaryotic elongation factor 2 kinase
Biological process (GO): protein phosphorylation; response to differentiation-inducing factor 1; myosin II filament disassembly
Molecular function (GO): ATP binding; calmodulin binding; calcium ion binding
Source: RefSeq, a predicted model, not a curated record
AUGCAUGAUCUUAUCAGUAAAGGAAGCGAAGAUGAAAUGAAGGUCUGGAGAAACUCUCUCCCAAAGACCAACUUUGUUUUCAAGAAUGAAUCAGAAACAGUGGAAGAACCUAGGUCGUAUAAGGUUUUGUCCGAGAGUGCACGGGAUGCAUGGAAACAUGCAAUAGAGAAGGCCAAAGCCAUGCCCGACCCCUGGGCUCAGUUUCACCUGGAGGAAAUCCAGACUGAACCCUGCACUCGUUACAGGUACAACGCCAUCACAGGAGAAUGGGCUCAAGACCAGGUCCACAUAAAGAUGGGUGCCCAGCCGUUUGGGAAAGGGGCCAUGAGGGAGUGCUUCAGAACGAAGAAACUCUCCAAUUUCUCACACAGCAGCAACUGGAAGUCGGCGUCCAAUUAUGUGGCCAAGCGUUACAUGGAGGAAGUGGACAGAGGUGUUUACUUUGAGGACGUCCGGCUGCAAAUGGAGGCCAAACUCUGGGGAGAGGAGUUCAACCGUCACCGACCUCCUAAACAGGUUGACAUCAUGCAGAUGUGCGUUGUGGAGAUGGCAGAAAGACCAGAUAAACCUCUCUUCCACCUGGAACAUUACAUCGAGGGCAAAUACAUCAAAUACAACUCCAACUCAGGCUUUGUGAGGGACGACAACAUUCGUCUCACUCCACAGGCCUUUAGUCACUUCAGCUUUGAGCGAUCGGGUCACCAGCUGAUCGUUGUUGACAUCCAGGGAGUCGGAGAUCUCUACACUGACCCUCAGAUCCACACAGAGAAGGGCACCGACUUUGGAGAUGGAAAUCUAGGUGUGCGAGGCAUGGCGCUGUUCUUCCACUCCCACCUGUGUAACAAGAUCUGCAAGAGUAUGGGCCUGACGCCUUUCGAUAUUUCACCUGCGGAGAAGUCCCAGAUGGACUCCACCAACAAACUGCUCAAGUCGGCUCAGACGGUGCUGCGGGGCUGUGAGGAGCCCUGUGGCUCUCCUCGUGUUCGCACCAUUUCAGUGGGCCGGGCUCCUCCUUUGCUGUCCCGCCUGUCUGAGACGUCGUCUGCAGACGAGAGCAUGAGCGACGUGGACUCUGUGCCCUGCUCCCCUCUCAUCCUGCCCUGUUCCCCACUGGCUGCAUCAGGAUAUAUGGGAAAGUCCCCCUUUGGAUACACUUUAACUGGGAUGUAUGAAUAUGAACGACUCAACAAUAACAACACAGGUGAACACAAGGAAUCCGACAGCGGAAGUGACAGCGGCUACCCCAGCGAGAGGAGGAGUGAAGGCGACCCAAAUGACAACGUAGACGGGGCCAAUCAUCGCUCCCACAGACAUUACUCUGAGUCGGAUGAGGACAGUUUCAGACGGCUGACUGAGGAAAACUGGAGUUUCUACCACUCGUCUCGCGCUCACGUCCACAGAUCGUCCUGCGUGGCCACAGAGGUGGAGCGGCUCAACGCUCUGCUGCAGACAAAGAUUGGCCAGUCGAACCUCGGGAAGGUCCACUUGGCGAUGGUGCGGUACCACGAGGCGGGUCGUUUCUGUGAGAAGGACGAGCAGUGGGAUCAGGACUCGGCCAUGUUCCACCUGGAGAGAGCAGCUCUGUGUGGAGAGCUGGAGGCCAUUGUAGCGUUAGGACAGUGCUACAUGCAGCUGCCUCAUCACAUCCUGCCUGACUUGAAGUUCGAGGAUAAUGCAGGAAACAGGAUGAAGGGUUUUAAAUAUCUGCUGCUGGCAGCCGAGGCUGGAGAGAGAUCGGCUAUGAUCACAGUGGCCAGAGGCUUUGACACUGGGAUCAGUCUGCCAGCUGACAGAAAGCAGGACUGGAAGGAGGCGAUCCACUGGUACGACGGAGUGUUGAACACGACAGACCACGAUGAGGGGGGAGAGUUUGAUGGGACGCAGGACGAGCCUCGACACCUGCUGCUGGCCAGAGAGGCAGAGAUGUACCAAGAAGGAGGACACAACCUCACUGCUGACCCACAGAGAGCAGGUGAUCUGUUCACAGAAGCGGCAGAAGCUGCCAUGGCGGCCAUGAAAGGUCGACUGGCAAACCAGUACUACAUGAAAGCUGAAGAAGCCUGGGCGCUAAUGGAGGAGUAAUUCUAGAUUCACAUUUCUAUCACAAAAAGGCCACGGGGGUUCAUUUGUCUGACCGAUAGCCAGGCUAGUUUACAUUUUAUAUUACAGGAUGUUUGCUAACAGUGCUACGUGUGUGUGUGUGUGUGUGUGUGUGUGUCUUUCAGUCUUAGUUUAGCAGCAUAGUUAAUGAGUUUCUUUUUCCUGUUUCUUUUUCCUCUUUUCUUUAAUCUCCACCUUUACUUACCUAUUUGCUUCAUGAAUGCAUGAAAGAGGAAAAACUGCAGAAUCAAAUAAAGAGUAACGUUUACUUUCUUUGACCCAAACGUUAACAAAGUUGUUUUAUGAUUGCAUGUUAAAGAAAGAAAAAUGUAAAUAAAGUUUAAUCUGCUUUUUGGGUAAA